Trypanosoma theileri is the source of this 1596-nucleotide messenger RNA. RefSeq names its product cytochrome p450-like protein. Lineage: Eukaryota; Euglenozoa; Kinetoplastea; Trypanosomatida; Trypanosomatidae. The record is from RefSeq and is a predicted model, not a curated record. The transcript has a single exon. Gene Ontology annotation, molecular function: iron ion binding; oxidoreductase activity, acting on paired donors, with incorporation or reduction of molecular oxygen; monooxygenase activity. The coding region runs from base 1 to 1596 and encodes 531 amino acids.
AUGCUUUCUUUAUAUGUUAAGAGAAUUUUCGUAACGGGGGUUCCGACUACAAUUAUUUUCCUUGGAGUGUGGUUUAUUCGUUCUCUUUUAUUAAAUCCACCAGGCAUUCCAAGUCCUCCGAUUACUUCACAUGAAGAAAAUGAUGGAUUUUUUACCCGCCAUGUACGUCGUUUCUUCAUGCAGCAUUUCUAUGUUCUUCAUAAAGAUGAAUCCAUGUUCCGUCUUUUACAAUGGACACGGUUUUUCCAUCAUCAUCCCUUUCUCAUGCGUAUCUUCUUCCGUCCUCAUAUCAUUAUUUCAAAAUCAGAAGAUCUUGAAGAAGUUCUACUUCGACAGGAAGCCAACUUUUGUAAACAUACGGGUUAUAUUCUUUUACGUGCCGUUAUUGGUGAUGGAUUAUUAGCAAUGAUGGAUAAGGAAAAGCACAGAGUUCAUCGUCGUAUCUUGCAGUCUGUUUUUAGUUCUUCAAAUAUCAGAGGAAUUGCUAAUGAAGUGAUGCGAGUGCAUGUCCUUCGUCAACUGAAUAUUUUUCUUAAACUCCUCAUUUGCGCUGGUGAUGGUAUUGUGACUAUUAACAUUUCUGAACAUAUGCAUCGAAUGACACUUGGUAUUGUAAGUGAAGCGGCAUUUCGUGCAUCUGUGGAAGAUUCUGUUGUGGUGCUUGAGGCAUUUUCUAUCAUGACAAAAUUUAAUCGGCUUAAUUAUCUUUGCCCGUAUUACCGAACUCCUUCACAAAAGGAAGCUGAGAAAAUAUUAAUAGAGAUUAGUAAUGCACUCAUACAAAAUAAUGAGGAAGAUGAUAAUAGCUCUAAAAGACGAGUGGUAUUAGAUGCACUUAUUGAAGAAUUAAAUAUUCAUUUUGACAGAAAAGAUGUGGUACAUCAUCUAGUUACAUUUCUUUUUGCAGGACAUGAUACAACAAGCAAUACAUUAAAUUUUCUCUUUGCUCUUCUUGCACGUAAUGAGAAAGUUCAGAAUCGUCUUUAUGAUGAAUUGGAAAUGAUUAUGCCUGCAACCUGUUCUUGCCCAACGAUUGAAGAACUUUUAUCAUGUGAAUAUCUUGUUGCUGUGGUGCGGGAGGCUAUGCGUCUCUUUCCCAGUGCCCCGCUUAUUUACCGUGAUGCUCUGCAAGAUGUUUAUCUCCCAUCCUCAGAUGUGGUGAUUCCAAAAGGAUCUGUUUGCGUACUUAACAUAUUCGCUGUUCAUCGCUCUAUUACAAUCUACGGCGAUGAUGCCGAUGAAUUCCAUCCAGAACGAUGGUUGCAAGGUGAAGGACAGGAACUCCGCAGUCGUUGUGGGAACUGUGGGUAUAUGCCAUUUAGUGUAGGUAACCGCAAUUGCAUUGGUAAAGAGUAUGGAUAUUAUGAAGUACUGAUCGCAACAGCGGUGUUUAUACGACAUUUACGUGUGGAGUCUGUAGGUGCCUUUCCACGCACGCAGUUUUCAUUCACUAUGUCUUCGCCAGAUCCUUGUCGUGUACGACUCAUACGCCGUCCGGAUGUAUCAACAGAUGCUAUGAUGAAGAGUGUACGGAUUCUACAAGAGUAUGAAACAGCAAUACAAUUCCCCACAAGAUGUGAAGCUGUAAUGGUGUAA